UUAUAAUUACGGUUCUUAGCUUAACUAACAAAACGAGACUCUUCGUACUGGAGUAAAGCGAAGAAACCCUAAAGCGCGAAGAUAUGGCGAUUGCGAGAACGGGCGUUUUCGUCGACGAUUAUUUGGAGUAUUCGAGCACGUUGGCGGCGGAGCUCCGAAGGCUUCUCUCCACCAUGAGAGAACUCGACGAAAGAGCCCAAGGUAUUAUUAGCCAAUCAAGAGAUCAAACAAGAUACUACAUCGGAAUGCAUGCUCAAAGCUCAAAGAAAACAAGUUAUGAUGAAGAUGAUGAUUCAGAACUUGAAAAAUUAAAAAAAGAGAUCGAGGCUAACCAAGAAAAUGCACUGAGCCUCUGUACUGAGAAGGUGGUGCUUGCGAAACAAGCUUAUGAUCUCUUAGAGAGCCAUGUGAAAAGACUCGAUGAGGACUUGAAUCAGUUUGCUGAAGAUUUAAAGCAAGAGGGAAAAAUACCACUAGAUGAACCAGCAAUCCUUCCACCUUUACCUAUGGUUGGCAGGGAGGAGAAACGCAAGGGGGGGUAUAUAACACCUCAAUCAAAGAGGUUUAGAGGAAGGGAUUGGGACAGAGAGAGAGAGAUGGAUCUUGAGCUGAUGCCUCCUCCGGGAAGUCAUAAAAAAUCUGUUAUUGCGGCUUCUGACUUUGAUCAAUCCAUUGAUCCUAAUGAACCAACUUAUUGUGUUUGUCACCAGGUGUCUUUUGGAGACAUGAUCGCAUGUGAUAAUGAGAAUUGCGAGGGAGGCGAAUGGUUUCACUAUUCAUGUGUAGGCCUGACGCCGGAGACUAGAUUCAAAGGGAAAUGGUUUUGUCCAACAUGCAGGCAGCAACCGUGAUCUGAUUUGUGGUACUUGCUUGCUCAACUAGCCAGGUACAUUAUGCUUUCUAUUAAGGGGGCACCCCUCUGGCUCUAUCCAAAGACAUUUUGGUGGGAUAUUGAUGAAGUAUUUAUCAACUCUGUAAUGCAGUAGUUUAUGAAAUUUUGAAGAAGAAACAGCUUUGAGAUACCAUAAAAUGGUAUGUGUUAUUAACGAUAAGAAGAAGUUCUUCAGGUGUUGGAUUGAUGUAUAGUUCACGUAAUAUGCAAUGUACUGUAAAUAAGCUCGCUGUACAAAUGUUUCCAUGCAUUACUUGAAGGGUUUUGAUUUGUUUGCAUA
Dendrobium catenatum is the source of this 1172-nucleotide messenger RNA. RefSeq names its product PHD finger protein ING2. The transcript is spliced from 8 exons. Lineage: Eukaryota; Viridiplantae; Streptophyta; Magnoliopsida; Asparagales; Orchidaceae. Gene Ontology annotation, cellular component: nucleus. The record is from RefSeq and is a predicted model, not a curated record. The coding region runs from base 84 to 851 and encodes 255 amino acids.